CUCGAUUGUGUUUAGAAGUGAAGUAAAUAGCGAAAGGGCAGUGGGGAGAGCCGAGCUUCUGAGGUGGACGGUUGACGAGACACAGGCUUGGACACUGGGGUUUUAACACGCACAGCGACGGACAAGACGCGGCACGGCAGAAUCCGAGGGAAAGGGAAACCUGAGUAUUGGGCUCGGAGUUCUUUCAAUGUCAUUUUUAAAAGACAGGGUGUCUGAGCACCAUGUCCGGCUGCGGUAACCUCAUCUGGGAUGUGAGGAAGCGCUCAAUCGGCUUCCACGAGCCCAACUCGGUCCGGAUUAACUACCUGGGGAGAAGAGAGUUCGUGCAGAGGCUCAAACUCGAAGCUACACUCAACGUUCACGAUGGCUGUGUGAACACAAUAUGCUGGAAUGACACAGGGGAGUACAUCCUUUCAGGAUCCGAUGACACUAACUUAGUCAUCACCAACCCAUACAACAGGAAGGUCAAGGCCACUAUUCGCUCAGGACACCGGGCCAACAUCUUCAGCGCCAAGUUCUUGCCUCAUACGAACGAUCAGCAGAUUGUUUCCUGCUCUGGAGAUGGCAUCAUCUUCUACACUAACACGGAGAAGAGCGCAGAAAUCAACAGGCAGUGCCAGUUCACGUGUCACUAUGGCACGGCCUAUGAGAUCAUGACGGUCCCCAAUGACCCCUACACCUUCUUGUCGUGCGGUGAAGAUGGGACCGUCCGGUGGUUCGACAUUCGCAUGAAGACCAGCUGCACAAAAGAAGAUUGUAAAGAUGACAUUCUCAUUAACUGCCGGCGGGCCGCCACCUCUAUCUCCAUCUGCCCGCUGAUCCCCUAUUACCUGGCCGUUGGAUGCUCUGACAGCUCGGUACGCAUCUAUGACAGGAGAAUGCUGGGAACCAGAGCCACAGGCAACUACAUGGGCCGUGGGACAACGGGCAUGUGUGUGCGCUUUGUCCCAGCACAUCUUACCAGCAAGUCAUGCCGCGUGACCUCGCUGUGCUACAGCGGCGAUGGGCAGGAGAUCCUGGUCAGCUACUCCUCCGACUACAUCUACCUGUUCGACCCCAAGGAUGACCAGGCCCGGGAGCUCAAGGGGGCAUCUGAGGAGAGGAGGGAGGAGCUACGUCAGCCCCCGGUGAAGCGCCUGCGCUUGCGGGGGGACUGGUCCGACACUGGACCCCGGGCACGUCCUGAGAGCGAGAGGGAACGGGACGGAGAGCAAAGCCCUAACGUGUCCCUGAUGCAGAGGAUGUCAGACAUGCUAUCGCGGUGGUUUGAGGAAGCCAGUGAAGCCCAGAGCAACAGGGGACGCCCCCAGCCGCGAGCCAGGGGGACGGCGGUCCGGCCAGAGGGGGCCACCUCCGCCCCAGAGGCAGCUGAGGGUACAAUGGAGACAGAGGCAGAAGCAGCAGCAGAAGCCCCCGCGCAGCCUGUCCCCAAGUCCACCUCGUCGUCCUCUGGCUCCUCCUCAACGGUCACAGCUCCGCCCACUUCCACCUCCUCGUCCCUGGAGAGCCCGGCCUCUUCCUCGCUGCUGUCUUCGCCCGACGCGGAAUUGAGAAGCCAACCCGUUCCAAGUCCCGCCCCCUCUGCGGAAUCCACGCAGCCUACACAGUCAGAUUCCCCCUCAUCCGCGGUAAACAAACAGCUCGGAUCGAUGACCCUGGACGAGGAGCAGGGAAACACGGAGGCUGCAGCUUCGAGCGGUUCUGGAGCGGCUGGUGUGCGAGCCGGAGCUGCGGAGCCGGUCCUCAGCCUACACUACAGCACAGAGGGCACUACAACUAGCACCAUUAAACUAGACUUCACUGAUGAAUGGAGCUGCAGGGCGUCCACUUCCAGGGGCAGCAGCCACAGACCAGACGAGGCAGACAGUAAGACCCCUCCAAGCACUGAGGAGGCUUCACUGGAGGGUGUGGAGCCAGCAGCUCCGGCUGUGUCCAAGCCUCCCAAGCCGAGUAUGUCUGUUCCAGAAGAGGAAAGUGCCACUACAGAUGAGGCCUCCAGUCCUUGUGAGGAUGUACCAGCUCAGUCAGCCACUCAGACAGCCCCUGCUGAGGGUGACUCAGGCCCCCAGACCCCAGGAGACUCUGAGAGGGCCACCCCAGAGGACUCCAGCAAGUCUUCCCAAAGGAGUGAGCCCCCUGGUGAGGGUGGACCCUCUCCACAGACGUUGCGCAGUAAUCAGGAUUCGGACGACAGCGACGACGACCCCAUUCUCAUACCUUCCACCCGAUACCGUGGUGGACAAGGGCAAAGGCGCUCUGCAGCUGCCCGUAUUCAGGAGCUGUUUCGCAGGAGGAAGGAGAGGCGAGAGAUGGAGGAGAGCGAGACUCAGAACAUCAGGAGACCUUCAGUCAAGAUGGUCUACAAAGGCCACCGCAACUCCAGGACAAUGAUCAAGGAGUCCUGCUUCUGGGGCAACAGCUUUGUGAUGAGUGGCUCUGACUGCGGUCACAUCUUCAUCUGGGACCGGCGCACGGCAGAGCACUUGAUGCUGCUAGAGGCCGACAACCACGUUGUCAACUGCCUUCAGCCCCACCCUUAUGACCCCAUUCUUGCCUCUUCUGGAAUAGACUACGAUAUCAAGAUCUGGUCCCCUCUAGAAGAGCUGCCUUCAUUCAACACAGUCCUUGCUGAGGAGGUGAUCACACGCAAUGAGCUGAUGCUGGAGGAGACGAGAAACACUAUCACGGUACCUGCUUCCUUCAUGCUGCGGAUGCUGGCCUCACUCAACCACAUCAGGACCGAUCGGAUGGAGGGCGAUCGGUCUGAAGGGUCCGGACAGGAAAACGAGGACGAGCAGUAGCCAUCCGUUAUCCUUUUUUUUUUUUUUUUUUAUUUUAAAUUUUGCUACAAAGUACUUGAACACUUACAAUUUGUACAAGUAAACCGUACACUAUUUCCUUAUCUAAACAUUAGUGCAAUUUUUAGCUUUUUUUAAGCAAAUUUUCCUACUAACUUUUCCUUGUGAACAUCGGGGACAAAGUGUGAAUGCAAGCUCUGCAGCCCAAGAGUAAAAUGUCAGAAAAUAGGGAUGAGUGUUGUUUGAGAAUAUA
Scleropages formosus (Asian bonytongue) is the source of this 3051-nucleotide messenger RNA. RefSeq names its product ddb1 and cul4 associated factor 6 (gene dcaf6). Gene Ontology annotation, cellular component: Cul4-RING E3 ubiquitin ligase complex; cytoplasm. Gene Ontology annotation, biological process: positive regulation of transcription by RNA polymerase II. The transcript is spliced from 19 exons. Gene Ontology annotation, molecular function: protein binding. The record is from RefSeq and is a predicted model, not a curated record. Bases 222 to 2801 code for a protein of 859 amino acids. NCBI's taxonomy places the organism in Eukaryota, Metazoa, Chordata, Actinopteri, Osteoglossiformes, Osteoglossidae.